AUGGCGCGCGCGGCUGUCAGUUGGUUUUUCCGCCGCGCGCUGCGCUCGAGCCGCCCGUUUGGCGCUGUCCCGCGCCGGGGGCCGGUCAGCCCACCCUCGGCAUGGGCGUACGCUGCAGUGGAGCCGGCGAGGCCGGAGCAGAUGGUGUUUGUGGAAUAUGCAGCCGAACUCGAGCAACAGCAACAGCAGCAGCAGGAGGAGGAGGAGGAGGAGGAAGAGAAGGGGAACAGUGUGGCGGCCUCGAGAAAGGCCGAGGCCUCACCCGCGUGCGCUGCUCUGCGCCGCCAGCUCCACGCCUUGCAGGCGCUGAGUCCGCCGCCGGCGGCCGAGCCACAAGUGACCGACCCUGACUUCCCGGCUCCUGAGCUGCCGUCGAGGAAGAAGAGGCGGCGGCAGGAGCACCGGGUGUACGGUACUGCCGACCCGUUAGAGCCGGCCAGCGGCUCGCCGUGCUCGGGCUGCGGUGCCGUGUUGCACUGCGUGGACCCGUCCCUGGCCGGUUACCUCCCGAGCGAGAAGUACAAACAGCUGCUUCAGGCCGGCACCCUGCAGCGCUCCGUGUGCCAGCGAUGUUUCCUGCUGGUACACCACCAAAAGGCGCUGGAGGUUCGGGUGCCGGAGGGAGAGUACCGGCGCCUGUUAGGCCGCAUCGCGCAGGAGUCUGCCCUGGUACUCUACAUGCUCGACCUGCUGGACCUGAGCGGCAGCCUCAUUCCCGACCUGCGGCGGCUGGUGGGCGAGCGGAACCCCGUCCUGGUACUGGCCAACAAGAUCGACCUGAUCCCCGCCGACUGUCAUGACUACCUGAAGAAGCUCCGGCAGCGGGUGUUACAGCACUGCGGCCUGGCCGGCAUUUGCACCGACUACCGGGGUCGGGACGUGGUGCAUCUGAUCAGCGCCAAAACCGGCUAUGGCAUCGAAGGGCUGAUCUCCCGGCUCCAGAGCUCCUGGCGCUACAGAGGCAACGUGUACUUGGUUGGCAACACCAACGUGGGCAAGUCUACCCUCUUCAACACCCUCCUGCAAUCUGAUUUGUGUAAAUCAAAGGCCCCCGAUGUCAUCCAGAGAGCAACAGUUUCUCGCUGGCCAGGAACUACGUUAAACCUUCUUAAGUUUCCAGUUAUAAAUCCCACACCGUACAGAAUGUUUCGAAGGUCAGAAAGAUUGAAAGUAGUCAAGUCACAAACUGAAGCUGACCUCAGUGAAGAAGAGUUGAAACAACUUCACCGAUUGAAGAAACAGGGCUAUUUAAUUGGUAGAGUUGGCAGAACGUUUCGUAACUCCCAAGUGGGUGGUGAACGAAACAAAGGAAUGAUUGAAUGGGAUCCAGAUGAACUGUCCCUGAGUGCAGAACCUGAAGAUUGUAAGAAAGAAAAUGUCUCAUAUGCCCAGAAGCUGGUGGAAUUCACAUACAAUGAACUGAAAGAUGCUCGCUGGUUUUAUGACACACCUGGCAUCUUAAAGCAAGACUGUAUUUUAAAUCUACUUACAGAUCAAGAACUGAAGUUUGUUAUGCCAUCAUCAGGUAUUGUUCCUCGGACAUAUGUGCUACGACCUGGUAUGGUGUUAUUUCUGGGUGCCCUAGGUCGCAUCGACUUCCUGCAGGGAGAAACGUCGGUCUGGUUUUCUGUGGUUGCUUCCAACCAACUUCCAGUCCAUGUUACAAGCCUCGAUAAAGCAGAUUCAAUCUACCAGAAGCAUGCUGGAAAAGCAUUACUUGGGGUUCCUAAUGGUGGAGAGGAGAGGAUGAAAGAUUUCCCUCCCUUGGAAUCACAGGAUAUUGAGUUAUUUGGAAUUGGUCCUUUUGAGGCUGUAGCUGACGUAAAGCUCUCUUCAGCAGGCUGGAUUGCAGUGACAGCUCAGUCACAGGAUAAAAUUAGGCUUCGGGCCUACACUCCUGCAGGAAUUGGCUUAACAGUUGAAAAGCCUCCUCUUCUACCAUUCAUUGUCAAUGUUAAAGGAAAACGAAUAAGAAAAUCCCCAGCCUAUAAACUUAAAAAGCUACAACCUGUUGUGGAAAACCUACGACCAUUACCUCAAAAACAUGGCCUGCUUGAAGAAUGGAAACAUGCAGGAUGGUCAUUAUCCCAGGGUUUGUAAAUAAAUUACUGUCUUAAGUCCUAUUAUGUAAAUUAUCUUUUGGCUAUGAUUUUGCGAGCAAGUGGCUGCUGAAUAAUUACAUUGUCACCUUUGAUUCUUUUAAUGGAGUAUUUACUAAUUUCCAAGAUGUGAUUUUCAGUACAAUCAUACGUGAAAGAAGUUUUUUUUAGUUGUGCGAUCUGACACUGUUGCAAAUAAAUAUAUGCACCAAAUCUCUGUUAAGAUAUUUAACUCCCUGACAAAUUUAUAAUGCCAUGUGCUGAGUUUGUACAAAUUACUACGAGACUAGCAUCCUGUUUUGAUUCUUUUGUUUCCAUAAUGGAAUCAUAAUUGCUUUUAAUUUGUGUAUAUGUAACUUGCAUUGACAUGUAGUUUGUAAAAUAUGUAUAUAACGAAAUUUGUAUCCCAUGGCUACAAUUACCUCUACUGUAAGUAAACCUGAUGACUUAUUUUCUGUUCUGUGUUUUUGAUUACUAGCAUUGCCUGAACAACUAUUUCUUGUACUUGUACAUGUACACAUGUACAUGUACAUGCACUUUAUAAAUGUGAAUUGUUGUGACAAAGACUUGUUUGGACCCUUCUCUCAACUCUGUCAACGCAUCAGCUGUGAGUGACAAAUCACCAAUGGGAAAUGGUGAGCAAAUCUGUACCUUUGUACCUGAAAUAACGUCAUGGUGCAUAGAAGAGACCAUUCAGCUUGGUGCUUGAGCUAAUUUUUUGGGUGAUCUAUUCGCUUCAUUUCACUGCUUCCUUUUUGCUUAUUAUCAAUUCCUUUUUCAGGUAUUUACCCACAUCUAUUCAAUUUUGCUUCUAAAUCUGCUUCAGCCAUCCUUUUCAAGCAGUGCGUUCCAGAUCAUAGUAAUUCGUUGCACAAUUUUUUUUUUUGCCAUGUCACUCAUGGUUCUUUACCCAAUCACUAAAUCCACAGGUUACCCAACCCUAUGUCUCUGGAAAGUUUCUCAUUUACUAUAGAUAUUUUUAAUCAACCUGUUCAAAUAUGUCACAGCAUAUGAAAUGAAACUUGAACUCUGUUCCUGGCUUAGUGAUAGGUCUGUCACUGUGCCUCAGGAACCUGAUUAUGCCAUACUAUCCAGCAUUAAUGAUUUUAAACACCUGUUAAAGCACAUCAUGUCCUUUUAUUGAGUCCCUAACUGGACAGUUUCCUGUUACUAAUCUGUAACUUUGUAAUUUACCUGGCUUGAGGUAUACGUUAGGAAAAUUAUUACAAAAUGUCCCUUAAUAUCUUUUGACCCUUGAACUUCAGCAUCCUUUUAUAGUGCUGUAAUAGUUGCUUUUUCAACACUACCAACCUCCAUGUUUAUUUCUGUUUUAAAAUUCUUGGCUAUAAUGAUAUUGCAUGUGUAGCCCCUUUAAGAGAUGAUGUGCUUUUUUUUAAGCUUGGAGAUUUAAACAAAAAUGUGGCUAAGCAGCUGAACAGGUACAGAUAGUUCUGAAAUGGAAACGUAUCAAUUGGCUGUGUGAUUUUAAACCUUAGGCUUGUUUUAAUGUUUUGGCAACUAGUUGGAAUCAGCCAAUUAAUUUAAACUGACACUUAGCAAUUGAAAGCCAAUUGAAUUUAAAUCAGGGGUUAGGCCCAAAACGUCAGCUUUUGUGCUCCUGAGAUGCUGCUUGGCCUGCUGUGUUCAUCCAGCUUCACACUUUAUUAUCUUGGAUUCUCCAGCAUCUUCAGUUCCCGUUAUCUCUGAAUUUAAAUCUGAUGGUUUUGACAACCUUGGACCAAUGCUAUUGUAAAAGAAGAUUGAUAUGUCAUCCAAGGUAUAUAAGGAGAGUUUUUUUUUUGAAAAUCUGUGAGAGUGAAGUGCCAUCUGAAAAAUAAGCAUCUAGCCCUCAAGAAAUUGCUGAGCUCUCUAAAACAGUGCUGUCUACUCAACUGGAAGCACCAUAAUACUUUUAUAAUAUAAGAGUCCUGACAAAAGACUUCUCAGAAAACGUUCCUGACAACUGGAUCAGAGGAAGAAAGAUGUUUAUGACUGGAGAGAUAGCAGCGAAGACGGAGUAUUCUAAAAGACAUCGUGUGGACUUUGAGAGACAAAAGUUUAGUUUUUAUUACUUGGUUUAUAUAAGUGGAACUUGUUUAUUGGAAUAGCAUAGAAGUAGAAUUUUGUUCAUUUAGGGAAGUUAGAAGUUGGAGAAAUUCUGAUUGUUUGUAAUUCUAUUAAUUUGUUCAUUGUUAGGGUUAAAUAAAUAAAUUAGUCACUUUGUAGUUAACAACAGGGAUUUCUUUUCAUUUAAUCUGUUCCUCUCCAAAACACUAUCUCAUCUCUGUAAUGUUUAUCUUUU
This is a messenger RNA of Stegostoma tigrinum, 4401 nucleotides long. RefSeq names its product nitric oxide associated 1 (gene noa1). Lineage: Eukaryota; Metazoa; Chordata; Chondrichthyes; Orectolobiformes; Stegostomatidae. The coding region runs from base 1 to 2100 and encodes 699 amino acids. Gene Ontology annotation, molecular function: GTP binding. The transcript is spliced from 7 exons. The record is from RefSeq and is a predicted model, not a curated record.